This is a messenger RNA of Saccostrea cuccullata (small rock oyster), 2828 nucleotides long. Its product is annotated as protein scabrous-like. Lineage: Eukaryota; Metazoa; Mollusca; Bivalvia; Ostreida; Ostreidae. The transcript has 11 exons. The record is from RefSeq and is a predicted model, not a curated record. Bases 77 to 2716 code for a protein of 879 amino acids.
AAAAAGGGUACCAAGCAUUUCAAAUUUCAUAGUAGACAAAAUAUCCUUGCAUACAACUCAUUAGAAGAAAGGCAAUAUGUUCGGAGUGGACUAUAAAUUUUUGAUUAUUAUGAUUUCAUCUUGCCUUCUUACAGAUGCACAUUCACUUUUGACUGAAGAUAAUGAGGUAAAAACCAAGGAUAUAGAUAUUCUAAGACAAUUAUUGAACCAGGAAUCUUUAUUAAGAAUAACUUUGACUAAAGACGUCGAGAAACUUAAACAACACAUUUUAUCAAAACAGGAUGACAAAGUCAACAUCCCUACAACGAGAGCUCGUGUAUUGCAAGAGAGCAACUUCAUUAACGCUUCCCUAUUACAGACAAUAGUUAGGAAUGUCAGUGGUCAAACAACUGAAGAAAUAAACAACAAAAUUUCUUUACAGAUGCAACAGUUUUCACAAUUUUAUGAUAAUUUUACAAAGCUCUCCGCGAUACUCCUAAAUGGAAUUGAAAGACUUGAGAAUGUGUCUGUUAAAGAGACGCAGAAAUCUGGUGCAAUGGAUGUGAAAGAGCAAACUAAUUUACUCGAUAAAAGAUACAGAGAUUGUCAAGAGAUUCUGAAGCAGAACGUAAGUUUGAGGAACCAGAACGGUGUAUACACAAUUUAUCUAGGAUGUAACACCCCUCGGAAGGUUUUCUGUGACAUGACCACCAAUGGAGGAGGAUGGACGGUAAUACAGAGAAGAUAUGACGGAUCAACAGAUUUUAAAAGAGAAUGGAAAGAUUACAAGGAAGGAUUCGGGGAUCCCAGUAAAGAAUACUGGUUAGGAAAUGACGCAAUCCAUGAUCUUACUGCUGAUAAAAAUCAAGAACUUUGGAUAGACUUAGGGAAAUUCUCUGGUUCAAUGGUGUACGCACGAUAUUCAAGUUUCUCAGUCGGAAGUGAGAAAGACAAAUAUCAAUUGUCUAUUGCCGGAUACAGUGGAAAUGCAGGUGACAUGAUGAUAGCAGCUUAUAGUUUAAAUGGUAUGCAUUUUACGACAAAAGAUCGUGAUAACGACAAAAAUAGCGGCAACUGUGCUGUCUCUGCUCACACUGGAGGAUGGUGGUUCAAAAACUGUGCACAUUCAGACCUCAACGGUGUAUACCAGACUUCUAAUAAAAAAGACAGGAAGAGUUUGUUCUGGGGAGAAAAUAAUGAAAACAUGAAAUCUACAAAAAUGAUGAUAAGAAUAACAAUGAGUUUGUACCAGACAAAACUAAGGACCGCAGGAACAAAAGGUACCCCUAUCAUCAAUACCCUGAGUGUGGAUAGAGCUAUGAAAUCUAGGAUGCAAAACCAGGGUCAGUCAAAUCUGUUGCGAGAGAAGACAUUGUGUUACGAGCGAGAAUUUGAUCAGAGCAGACGAGCAUCUUUGAGAGAAGAGAAAGAACUGAAAAGAACCUCGUGUGAACGUGGAAAUGUUCCAAAUAAUACUGAAGAGUGGCUGCAGAAGAAUAGUACUAAAUAUGACGAAUGGAAAAAGCGGGAAAGAAAACGGCUGGAACACAUGUUUCCCCAUAGAACAGAAUAUCGAUACAUACAACGACAAAAGAAAAUAGACAAAAUGAUCACACUGGAUUAUAAACUUUUGAUUAUUAUGAUUUCAUUUUGCUUUCUUACAAAUGCACAUUCUGCAUUGACUGAAAAUAAUGGGGUAAAAAUGAAGGACAUCGAUAUCGUGAGACAGUUAUUAAACCAGGAGUCUUUACUCAGAAUAGCUUUGACCAAAGACGUCGAAAAACUCAAACAGCGCCUUUUUAUAACACAGGACAAAAUAGAAGAUAAAGGGCGUGCUCUUUUGGAGGGUCGUCCAGCACUAGGAGAGAGAAACUCUUCAUUGUUACAGACGCUUGUAGAAAAAGUCGAGGAGAUGAGCAACGAAAUGAGUCUACAAAGAGAACAGUUGGAACAGCUAUCUGAUAAUAUUACAAUGAACUUGGCAAUGGUCUCUAAAGGUUUUGAAAAACUUGAAAAUAUUUCUGUUGACACCAAGAAGAAAUCUGAUGCUAUGGAUAUGAGAGUAAAAACAGAUUUACUCGAUAAAAGAUACAGAGAUUGUCAGGAGAUUCUGAAGCAGAACAAUAGCUUAAGGAACCAGAACGGUGUAUACACAAUUUAUCUGGGAUGUAACACUCCACGGAAGGUUUUCUGUGACAUGACCACCAACGGAGGGGGGUGGACGGUAAUACAGAGAAGAUAUGAUGGAUCAACAGAUUUUAAAAGAGAAUGGAAAGAUUACAAGGAAGGAUUUGGGGAUCCCAGUAAAGAGUACUGGUUAGGAAAUGACGCAAUCCACGAUCUUACUGCUGACAGAAAUCAAGAACUUUGGAUAGACUUGGAAAAAUUCUCUGGUUCAAUGGUGUAUGCACGAUAUUCAAAUUUCUCAGUCGGAAGUGAAAAUGACAAAUACCAACUGUCAGUUGUAGGAUACAGUGGGAGCGCAGGUGACUUGAUAACUAAAGCUCAUAAUUUGAAUGGUUCGUAUUUUACGACAAAGGAUCGUGAUAAUGACAAAAGAUCUUUGACCAACUGUGCUGUCAGUCCUCACUCUGGGGGAUGGUGGUUCAACAAUUGCGCAUACUCAGAUCUCAAUGGUGUAUACCAGACUUCUAAUAAACGAGACAGGAAGAGUUUGUUCUGGGGAGAAAAUGGUGAAAACAUGAAAUCUACUAAAAUGAUGAUAAGAUCAAAAUAAGAAAAAGGUUCGAACUAAUUGUACCGUGAUUUGUUUAAAUAUUGUCAUACAUAGAAUUUUGCAAAUUUUUAUAUCAAAUCUGUUUUAUUCAAAUAUUUACCAAAUAGAAAAA